CAAAAAAUUUAAGAGAAAAGUAACAUCUAAGUUGCAAACUGCCAACUUAACGACAAAAAAAUAAUAAAGUUUCUCAAUUGAAUAAACCCAUUCUAAUGAUCAAGACACGUUUUCUCUCUCCUCCCAAUCCAAAAUUCCAGAUGGAUCAUCACUAAAAUCACCCCAAAUUUUCAAGAAUCCUUCAGACUCAUCCCAUCUUUCUCACUUUGUUCAAGCUCGCAAUAAAUACCCACAUCCAUUUUCGCAUAGCAUCGGUCAUACUUACAGUAUGAUUCGAAGUAUAAAACCCCAAAUUGGGUUUCAAUUGAUAAUAUUUUUUUUAGGGGUAGGGUUCUGUUUCGAUUCGGGUUUUGCAAUUAAAGUACCUUUUAGGGUUAAUGACGUUCUCCCUGUUUUACCCCGUCAAAUAUCAUGGCCUGUUCUUAAUAAUCUUCAUAGUGCAGUUGAUUUAAUGCCUUCUUAUGUGGGUUCAGUUACUCCUCAAAAUAAUGAGUCAAUUCAGUGGAAAGGUACUUGCUUUUUUGAGAACUCUGCGCGUCUUGAGUUCACUGAAAAUGAUGAUGAUAAGGGUGGUAUAGGUGGUGGUCUUCUUCACCUUAAGACUUCUUCAGCCCACAGUUGGACCUGUAUGGAUCUUUAUGUUUUUGCGACUCCCUACAGAGUUACUUGGGAUUAUUACUUUUCCUCUAGUGAACAUACAUUAAAAAUUGAUUCUUGGGAAGAAGCUGCUGAGUUGGAAUAUGUAAAGCAACAUGGGAUAUCUGUGUUCCUAAUGCCAUCUGGAAUGCUUGGGACUUUUCUUUCUUUGGUGGAUGUUUUGCCUCUAUUUUCUAAUUCUGGUUGGGGUCAGCGUGCUAACCUAGCGUUUCUUGAGAAGCACAUGGGUGCAAUAUUUGAGAAGCGUCCUCAGCCUUGGCAGACCAUUAUUAAUCCUCAGGACGUCCAUUCUGGGGAUUUUCUAGCCGUUUCAAAGAUCCGUGGUCGUUGGGGUGGAUUUGAGACGCUGGAGAAAUGGGUCACAGGUGCAUUUGCUGGUCAUACGGCUGUUUGCUUGAAAGAUGAGCAUGGUAAUCUUUGGGUUGGGGAAUCAGGGCAUGAGAAUGAGAAGGGUGAAGAAAUUAUUGCAAUCGUUCCUUGGGAUGAAUGGUGGGAACUUGCACUGAAGGAUGAUUCCAACCCACAGAUAGCGUUGUUACCUUUGCAUCCUGAUGUGCGUGCAAAGUUCAACUCAACCGCCGCUUGGGAAUUUGCUCGAAGAAUGUCCGGAAAACCAUAUGGCUACCACAAUAUGAUAUUUAGUUGGAUUGAUACCAUAGGCGACAACUUUCCGCCGCCUCUUGAUGCUCACUUGGUCAUUUCUGUCAUGUCUAUGUGGACUAGAGUACAGCCAGCAUAUGCAGCAAAUAUGUGGAAUGAAGCUUUAAAUAAGAGACUUGGAACUGAGGGCUUGGAUUUGCUUGAAAUUCUUCAAGAGAUUGAGAACCGAGGCAUAGCAUUUGAGCAGUUGCUAACCGUCCCAGAACAAGAUGAAUGGAUAUACAGUGACGGUAAAUCCACAACAUGCGUAGCCUUUAUCCUUGCUAUGUAUAAAGAAGCAGGAGUUUUUCUUCCCUUGUAUGAUUCCAUCCAAGUAACAGAAUUUACGAUCCGUGAUGCCUAUAUGCUGAAAAUAUACGAGAACAAUGUAACACGCUUGCCAAGCUGGUGUAACACUGAGAAUAGUCGGGUUCCAUUUUGCCAGAUUCUAGGGGAGUUCCGCAUGGAGCUGCCCGAGUACAACACCAUAGAGCCAUAUGCCAACAUGAAUGAAAAUUGCCCCUCCUUGCCUCCUCAUUAUCAGAGGCCUCUAAAAUGUUGAUUGAUUUAAGCUAUGUAUUUUGUUAAAUAUGUACCACUUAUGCAGCAUUUUUUAAGUAACAAUCAAUCGCCUUGUUAGUUUUGUAAUUUGUACAUAUAUUUCAUAUCAGAGCCACUUGACAAAAGUA
This is a messenger RNA of Amaranthus tricolor (Joseph's coat), 1985 nucleotides long. RefSeq lists its product as uncharacterized. NCBI's taxonomy places the organism in Eukaryota, Viridiplantae, Streptophyta, Magnoliopsida, Caryophyllales, Amaranthaceae. Bases 269 to 1858 code for a protein of 529 amino acids. The transcript has 6 exons. The record is from RefSeq and is a predicted model, not a curated record.